Molecule: messenger RNA, 1146 nt
Organism: Gossypium arboreum
Lineage: Eukaryota; Viridiplantae; Streptophyta; Magnoliopsida; Malvales; Malvaceae
Product: receptor-like protein 56
Exons: 2
Coding region: 251-1045 (264 amino acids)
Cellular component (GO): plasma membrane
Molecular function (GO): protein binding
Source: RefSeq, a predicted model, not a curated record
UGUAGAGGAUAUUUGAUACUAGUUUAUCAAUAUUCUAUCACAUCCAAAUUAAUAGAGGAGAGAAAUAAGAGGUUUCCAUGAAAAAUAAUCAAUAAUAAAGUCGAAAAACAAAAAAGUAUACCAUUUAAGUGAUGAGUGGACCCUUAUGAAUGAAUUUCUUGGAAGCAUGAGGGGGUUCUUCAUUUAAGUUGUAGCAUAUAAAGCACAAGGGGUUGCAGCAUUGGCUACAAAUGCAUAAAGUACUGCUGAGAUGGAGUCAAAAUGGUUAGCCAUGGUUCUUGUAGUGUUAUCGUUAGGUUCUGGGCUGUGUGAUGGUUGCUUAGAGGAAGAAAGAUUUGCUCUCUUCCAACUCAAACCUUUCUUUGAGUUCAUUGAUUAUAAGUUUGAAUUAGAUCUAAUCUAUUAUGAUUACUUGGUGGAUGAAAUUAAAGAGAGUUCAUCAAAUUGUUGUGAGUGGGAAAGGGUUGAAUGCAACCCAAUAAGUGGACGAGUCACCCAUCUUUUCCUUAACCAUUCCAGCUACAAGAAGAUACAUUGGUAUCUUAAUGCCUCUUUGUUUCUUCCUUUUGAGGAAAUACAGAACAUUUAUUUAAGUGGGAAUUCUAUAGCUGGUUGUGUUGUCAAUCAAGGUUUUGAAAGGUUGUCAUUGAAAUUGGACAAGUUGGAGAAUCUUGACUUGAGUGAAAAUCAUUUCAACCAUAGCAUUUUAGCAUCCUUAAGUGAACUUUCAUCACUCAAGUCUUUAAAUCUAGCUUACAAUAUAUUCACAGGAUUAAAUCCUACCAAUGGUAAAAGUAUUAAAUUGUAUAUGAUGCAAAGCUUAUCCAAGUUUAAAGUAGUUUUGACCCUUUUUUUAAUAUUAUUGUUGAUAGAUAUUGAGAUGUUAUCAAAGCUGAAAAAUUUAGAAACUUUGGAUUUAUCUGGCAAUAGUUUAAGAAAUAACAUCCUAUCACAACUAGACGGUUUUGCCUCUUUAAAAUCAUUGCGUUUGGAGUAUUGCGGACUAAAAGGAACCCUUGAUAUACAAGGCAUGUUUCCUUUUUGAAUAUCAUGCUUAAUUUGAUUAAAAAAAUAGAAAGCUUACUAGUUAGUUGUUUUUAUAAGGGUAAAGCAACAUUUAGUCCUUGAAUUUAGUAAUUUUUUCUA